This is a messenger RNA of Corticium candelabrum, 3044 nucleotides long. RefSeq names its product P2X purinoceptor 7-like. Lineage: Eukaryota; Metazoa; Porifera; Homoscleromorpha; Homosclerophorida; Plakinidae. The transcript has 2 exons. The record is from RefSeq and is a predicted model, not a curated record. The coding region runs from base 64 to 588 and encodes 174 amino acids.
CUUGGAUGAUGACGUAGAAGUGUCUUACCCUAUGCGCAUGUCUCGCAGCGACUGAAGAGAACAAUGGAAACUAUCCGUCCUUAUAACUUUGAACCUGUUCGAAACGCUAGAGAUAUGUCAGAAAGUGAUUCUGGCGGUAGCGACGACGAUGACCAAACGCUUCAUGUCCCUGAUACGCGUACGGAACGACUAGAAAACACCGACUGGUGUACUUGUGGUCUGUGUAUCGUCAUGCCGAGCAUUACAGAAUGCAUCUGCUGCAAGGAAGUCGAUGCUCUGAGCUGGAGACUUCAUGGCGUGCGAUGUGCGACAGCGCAUGACAGUUUUCACACUGUCUGCUUACACUAUGAAGUUCUACGCACAGCGGUAGGUGUCAUGAACGUCUCUCCAGGCUCCAUUACAGAACCUCUUACGGCCAGGCUUUUGAGACUGGCGGCUUACCGCCAAUUUACUCACUGGGCUCACGAGAUGUUGGGGAGAGGUGUACGAAUAGUCAUACCAUCGUGUGUGGUGUCUGCCGAACGCAGAGCGUUUCCAGAAGAGAGUGGGCACUAUGUUGGCUUUAGAGAUGCUAAUGAUUCUCAGUGAUGUAUUAGCUAACAAAUGAAUAUGUAGUUGACACAAACAACUGGAAACUGGACUAAUACUUCUAAUUGAAUCUAGUACUAGUUCUGCGUAUAAUCUCUUCUUUGGGAGGCUGUUCGUGCCCAGCUAUAUUUAUGGGUAAGUGCACUGGUGGAUCUUUAGCUUUGUGGUGCCUUAUGGGAUUGUGCUCCAUUGAUCUUCUCUUCAGCACAGACGUUGAAAUUUUGUGGAGGUAUUGAUACGAUUUUGUCUCAGCUAUAGGCUUUGCUACCCAGGCUUUGGUAGCUUUAGGAAAUACAACUUUAUACCUCUUGAUUCCUUCACUUGUUGUUGCUUGUUCUCGAUCAAUGUUGUAAUUAUGGUCCAGAGCAGCCAGCUGUAUUCUUGUCAUCAUACCCUUAUACCCAAAAUGCUGCCUUUUGGACAGUACUUUGUGAGAAGUGAGUGAAACACUUCUAGCAUGCCUGUGUGACAAAAUUUGGUGAGCUUUGGUAUGUCUCUUAGUAACUUUUUGUCUAACACAACCUCUUUUAGGGCCUCAUGAGCAUUGGAGCCAGGCUUCAGCCAGGAUUUUUCGUCACAUUCCUCACGUGUUAGCUCUUCGUGUUCACAUGUUGUAAACUUGCUAGCACCUUCCCAAGAGUGGACGUUUUACUAUGUGGUGGAUAACUGAUGUCCACUUUUCAGUAAGUAUUUGGGAGUCUCCAUCACAAGACUGAGAAGACCACCACAGGUGAUUGGAGAUGGAUUGGAUCCAUGGCAGGAGUUUAGUGCAUCUCUUAGAUUUUCCCUUCUGUGUCAGCUUUUUUGCUAUUCCUUUAGACACAUGCCAAACAUCAAAUUGAUGGUCUAUGUUGGGGUAUUUCUUUCUCAUGGUAGCUGCAAUUUGGAUAUGUCUGUCAGUUGCAAUUUGUUUGAUGUGCAAGCCUUCAGUUUGCAGCUUUUGAAGUGAACGUUCAAAUCCUUCGCGUUCCAUGACAACAGAGUUGGCAACUUCACUGACUUGAACAAGUUGGAAGUCAAGUAUUAGUCCAGUUCCUGCUCAAUGUGAGUGUAUGUGCCAUAUUUGGCAGAAUAGCCAGGACUAUCACAGCGCCCGUCUCCUAGGAGACAUAGGGGGUGUCUUUGAACUGUUGAAGAAUGGAUUUCUGGUGUUUUUCCCAAAAGUCAUUUAUGACUGGUAUGAGGUAUGCAUCUUGGAUUCGAUAGAAGGUAGACUCACUCAUGAACUGCAGUUUCAAAACAUCGGCAAAUUGCGAAAAUUUUGCAAAGUUUCCACCACAGAGAAGGAUUGCAUUGGCUGCUAAUAAGUUGCCUGCUGGAAUGUCCUUGACUAAUGGCUGUGAGUUCCAAGUAAUGGAAUGACCAUUGGAGCACUGCAGUGUCACAGUCAACAUGCUUCCUUGUGAGUGUUCUGAUGUGCUUUCAACAACUGCUCCGCAGGUUGGACAGAAUCGAAGAAGGGUAUGGAGGCAGCUACUGAAAACAAUGUAUUUUUGUUCUGCUUCUGGUGGCAAUUUUUCUGUUUCGUCUAACUGAACUGAUGUUACUGAUGUGUCUGCAGCAGCUGUAUCAUUGAAAGGAUCGUAGUCUGUACCAGUAUAAAUGUCACGUGAUACCUCUCCCUCCGAGGAAGCAGUAGGACUCCCUGGGUCAGCCGCUACCAAGAAUGAAGGGGGAUAAAAUGCCCUAUCAGCUGAAGGAAUGGGAGAGGAGGUUAAACAAUAUGAAUGUUCUUCUGGAUUCACAAUGUGUGACAGAUCGUACUGCGUUGAUGCAUCACACAUUAGUGGUAGAGUGUUUGACUCUGGUAUCUCCUGGUCUUCCAAUCCUUCAAAUUCUUGGUCAGAUUCCUCUUUAGCUGCUUUAGAUGAUGACUGUUCUAGUAUAUCAGUAACAGCCUGCACAUUACAUAAAAUUCUUAACUUCCUAGUUUGUACUAUAGAAGCGUGGAUUGUUUUACGUGAACAUGCUGUCGUCGCUUGCCUGUCACCCUCGUUGAUGUACUGCUUACGAAAGAGAAGAGUGUUGGAACAGCGUUGGGCUUCAGGCACACCCUUUGUUUAGUUCCUAAGAGCUCUGCUUGUAAAUCUCGCUCAAAGCAGUCGGAGUGGAAGUGCUCCGUACACACACGACUGUUCUGUGACAAGGGCGGAUCCUUCAGACGAAGCUUGGACAACCACUCUUUCAGCAAUGGUUUGUUCUUAAGCGGUAAUCGAUAGAAACGCACACCACGCUGUCUGUCCUUAUCUUUAUUAUUACAGCCGUAUGCAAUGCAAUACACCAUCCUACGCAAGAUUUGCCUACGCAGCAAUGUACACAUGCGCGAAGGUAAGACACUUCUACGUCAUCAUCCAAGAUGGCGGCGCCCACGUGACACGCCCCCAACUUUGCUUUCUUGUUUCUCUCUUCCUGACAGGCUUAGGCAAAAAGUUGUUAUGCGAAUGGAGUUGUGGCAA